AUGCACAGGAUCGCUCGUCUCCCCCGUGUCGUGCAGGCCCUGCACGGGUCGCGCUUCCGCUACGUCUCGCGCGGGCUCGCGUCCGCCGCCCCGCCGUCGCCCAACGACCCCUUCGCGAACGGAACGAACACGUACUACAUCGAGGAGAUGUACAGGCUCUGGAGGCAGGAUCCCAAGGCUGUGCACGCGUCCUGGGAUGUCUACUUCUCCGGCAUGGACAAGGGUCUCCCCAGCUACAAGGCGUUCCAGCCCCCACCCGCGGUCGCUCCUGCCGACGGCGCUCCUGCACUCCACGCGAGCGGUGGGGCUGAGCUCGACGACCACUUGAAGGUCCAACUCCUUGUUCGCGCCUACCAAGUCCGUGGUCACCACAUCGCCCAGCUUGAUCCCCUCGGCAUCCUUGACCCCGACCUGAACCCCGUGCACCCUCCCGAGCUUGAGCUCAGUCGGUAUGGCUUCACCGAGCGCGACCUCGAAAAGCAGAUCACCCUUGGGCCUGGUAUCCUCCCUCACUUCGCCACUGAGGACAGGAACACGAUGUCACUCGGCGACAUCAUCAACCUCUGCAAGCGUCUUUACUGCGGUGCGGUCGGCUUCCAGUACGUGCACAUCCCCGACAAGGAGCAGUGUGACUGGAUCCGAGAGCGCGUCGAGGUCCCCAAACCCUGGAACUACACUGUGGAGGAGAAGCGCAUGGUUUUGGACCGCCUCAUCUGGUCGGAGUCGUUCGAGAAGUUCGUCGCCAGCAAGUUCCCCAACGAGAAGCGUUUCGGUCUGGAGGGUUGCGAGUCGCUCAUUCCCGGUAUGAAGGCUCUCAUUGACCGUUCCGUCGAGCAUGGCGUCAAGCACAUCACCAUCGGUAUGCCUCACCGCGGUCGUCUCAACGUUCUCGCCAACGUUAUCAGGAAACCCAUCGAGGCCAUCCUGAACGAGUUUUCUGGCACUGCCGAAGACGAUGACUUCCCCGCCGGUGACGUCAAGUACCACCUUGGCGCCAACUAUGUUCGCCCAACUCCCUCCGGCAAGAAGGUCGCGCUCUCGCUCGUGGCGAACCCGUCCCAUCUCGAGGCUGAGGAUCCUGUUGUGCUCGGUAAAACUCGUGCUCUUCAGCACUUCGAGCAUGACGAGGCGAACCACAACACCGCCAUGGGACUCCUUCUCCACGGUGAUGCUGCUUUCUCCGGUCAGGGUGUUGUCUACGAGACGAUGGGCUUCCACAACCUCACCAACUACGGUACCGGCGGAACCAUCCACGUCAUUGUCAACAAUCAGAUCGGAUUCACUACCGAUCCUCGCUUCUCGCGUUCUACUCCCUAUCCCUCCGAUAUCGCCAAGGCUAUCGACGCCCCCAUCUUCCAUGUGAACGGAGACAACGUCGAGGCGGUCAACUUUGUCUGCCAGCUUGCUGCUGACUGGCGCGCGAAGUGGAAGAAGGAUGUUAUUAUCGACAUCGUUUGCUACCGCCGCUACGGCCACAAUGAGACCGAUCAGCCGAGCUUUACGCAGCCGCGCAUGUACAAGGCCAUCGAGAAGCAGCCGACCGCUCUGACGAAGUACACUCAGUUCCUCGUCGGCCGUGGCACCUUCACGGAGAAGGACAUUGAAGACCACAGGAAGUGGGUAUGGGGGAUGCUCGAGAAGGCGGCCGCUGGUGCGAAAGACUACGUCCCUUCGAGCAAAGAGUGGCUUUCUGCCACCUGGCCCGGUUUCCCUUCCCCUAAGGAGCUCGCAGAGAAGACUCUCCCCACCCGCCACACUGGCAAGGACGAGGCAACGCUCAAGCACAUCGGCAAGGCCAUCUCUUCCUUCCCCCCUGGUUUCAAGCCCCACAGGAACCUUGCUCGUAUCCUCACCACCCGUGGCAAGACCAUUGAAGAGGGCACAAACAUCGAUUGGGCCACUGCUGAGGCGCUCGCCUUCGGUUCGCUUGCUCUCGAGGACAUCCACGUUCGUGUCUCCGGCCAGGAUGUUGAGCGUGGAACCUUCUCUCAGCGUCACGCCGUCAUCCACGACCAAGAGACUGAAGCGCAGUACAUCCCUCUCAACGACCUCGGUCAGAACCAGGCUCGCUUCGUCGUCUGCAACUCCUCUCUAUCUGAGUUUGGCGCGCUCGGCUUCGAGCUCGGGUACUCCCUUGUAUCGCCCGAUGCGUUGACGAUCUGGGAGGCGCAGUUUGGUGACUUCGCCAACAACGCGCAGUGCAUCAUUGACCAGUUCAUCGCAUCGGGUGAGCGCAAGUGGCUCCAGCGCACUGGUCUCGUCAUGAGCAUGCCCCACGGUUUCGACGGCCAGGGUCCCGAGCACUCGAGCGGACGCAUCGAGCGCUUCCUCCAGCUCUGCGACGACCAUCCGCACAUUUACCCCUCGCCGGAAAAGAUUGAGCGUCAACACCAGGACUGCAACAUGCAAAUCGUCUACCCCACCACGCCUGCCAACUACUUCCAUGUCCUCCGCCGCCAGAUCCACCGUGGCUUCCGCAAGCCUCUCAUUGUCUUCUUCUCCAAGUCCCUCCUCCGUCAUCCCAAGGCCCGCUCCGAUCUCUCGGAGAUGGUUAGCGAGACCCACUUCCAGCGCUACCUCCCUGAGUCUCAUCCAGAGACCAUGGUUGCUCCGGAGAACGUCCGCCGACACGUCCUGUGCACGGGUCAGGUCUACCACACUCUUCUCCAGGAGCGUGAGGACAAGGGUAUCAAUGAUGUCGCAAUCAGCCGUGUCGAGCAGAUCUCUCCCUUCCCGUAUGACCUGAUUACUCCCCACCUCGACAAGUACCCCAACGCGGACAUCGUCUGGUGCCAGGAGGAGCCGCUUAACAACGGUGCUUGGACAUACGUGGGACCUCGCAUCCAGACCGCGGCGAACGAGACGGUGCACCACAAGGGCAAGUACCCGCUCUACGCCGGCCGUGAGCCUACAGGCUCUGUCGCCACCGGCAGCAAGACGAUCCAUAAGAAGCAGACCGAGCAGUUCCUUGCGGAGGCUUUCGCCCAGUGA
This is a messenger RNA of Epithele typhae, 2991 nucleotides long. Its product is annotated as 2-oxoglutarate dehydrogenase complex E1 component mitochondrial precursor. Gene Ontology annotation, cellular component: oxoglutarate dehydrogenase complex; mitochondrion. The record is from RefSeq and is a predicted model, not a curated record. Gene Ontology annotation, biological process: tricarboxylic acid cycle. Gene Ontology annotation, molecular function: thiamine pyrophosphate binding; oxoglutarate dehydrogenase (succinyl-transferring) activity. The coding region runs from base 1 to 2991 and encodes 996 amino acids. NCBI's taxonomy places the organism in Eukaryota, Fungi, Basidiomycota, Agaricomycetes, Polyporales, Epitheliaceae. The transcript has 5 exons.